CUUCGUCGUGUUAUGUCCUCUUGCAGUUUUUUUUAGCAUACUCCUGCAUGUCUCAAAGGCCUCGCGUUUCCUCAUUCCAAUCUCAUUUCCUGGUUUCCUCACGCAUGAACCCCAAUUCUAAUUGCUCCUCCUCCUGUUUCUCCCAUCAGAGCCUUGUUCGAUCCAUAGUUUAAUUUUCUUUCUCCCGCAUUAAUUUUCUGACCUUUCUGUUUGGUUGCUGAGAAAAUCGAUUCCGGAAUAAUGGGUAUCAAAGGUUUUGUUGAGGGAGGCAUCGCUUCCAUUGUUGCUGGAUGCUCCACCCAUCCUCUUGACCUCAUCAAGGUACGAAUGCAGCUUCAUGGCGAAACCCACACUUCGACCGUUCAUAACCUCCGACCCGCGCUCGUCUCUCAUCCUGGCUCCGGCAGCGUCGCGCCACUUCCUUCCCGCACUGGUCCCAUUUCGGUCGGCGUUCGCAUCGUCAAACAAGAAGGCGUGGCCGCUCUUUACAACGGCGUCUCCGCCACCAUCCUCCGCCAGAGUCUCUACUCCACCACCCGAAUGGGACUGUACGAUUAUCUCAAGCAUAAAUGGUCCGAUCACAACGCCAGAGGUAACAUGUCGCUGUCGAGAAAGAUCGUUGCCGGUUUGUUGGCGGGUGGUGUGGGCGCCGCUGUUGGGAAUCCGGCGGACUUAGCCAUGGUUCGCAUGCAAGCUGACGGCCGUCUUCCGCCGGCUCAGCGGAGGAACUACAAGUCCGUGGUGGACGCCAUUGCACGAACGGUGAAGCAAGAGGGAGUGGCUAGCCUUUGGAGAGGCUCGUCGCUUACGGUGAAUCGAGCGAUGCUGGUGACGGCGUCGCAGCUGGCGACGUAUGACCAGAUCAAGGAGGAGAUAUUGAAGAAAGGGGUGAUGAACGAUGGGCUAGGGACCCACGUGACUGCGAGCUUCGUGGCGGGAUUCGUGGCGGCGGUGGUUACGAACCCGGUGGACGUGUUGAAGACAAGAGUGAUGAACAUGAAGGUGGACGAGGGUGGGAAGCCGCCGUACUCCGGCGCCAUAGAUUGCGCCUUGAAGACUGUGCGAGCAGAGGGUCCAAUGGCGCUUUAUAAAGGAUUUAUACCGACGAUUUCGAGACAAGGACCCUUCACGGUGGUGCUCUUUGUGACGCUCGAAGAGGUUCGCAAGCUGCUGAAGGAUUUCUGAGGGACGGAGGCGAAGCUGCCAUGGACGACGACCCACACGGCUUACUUCGUUUAAAAAUAUUGAAAAGAAAAAUUAACUAUUUAGUUUUUUAAAUAAUUGUUCUGAGGCUUACCAAUUUUUGCUCUAUUACCUUGCUGCUUAUAAUUGAAACUUUG
Messenger RNA from Prosopis cineraria, 1340 nucleotides. RefSeq names its product mitochondrial uncoupling protein 4. Gene Ontology annotation, biological process: malate transmembrane transport; phosphate ion transmembrane transport; thiosulfate transport. The transcript has a single exon. Gene Ontology annotation, molecular function: oxaloacetate transmembrane transporter activity; antiporter activity; succinate transmembrane transporter activity. Bases 241 to 1185 code for a protein of 314 amino acids. NCBI's taxonomy places the organism in Eukaryota, Viridiplantae, Streptophyta, Magnoliopsida, Fabales, Fabaceae. The record is from RefSeq and is a predicted model, not a curated record.